Messenger RNA from Kickxella alabastrina, 192 nucleotides. RefSeq names its product Homeodomain-like protein. The transcript has a single exon. The annotation marks the transcript as partial. NCBI's taxonomy places the organism in Eukaryota, Fungi, Kickxellomycota, Kickxellomycetes, Kickxellales, Kickxellaceae. Gene Ontology annotation, biological process: regulation of transcription by RNA polymerase II; cell differentiation. The record is from RefSeq and is a predicted model, not a curated record. Gene Ontology annotation, molecular function: DNA-binding transcription factor activity, RNA polymerase II-specific; RNA polymerase II cis-regulatory region sequence-specific DNA binding.
AUGUCGCCGCCGCCGCUCAAGGGCAAGCGCAAGCGCGCCAGCCCGCAGCAACUCGAGAUCCUCAACAAGGUAUUUGCCAACACGUCAUUCCCGCCCACAGAUAUGCGCAACAGCCUUGCGCGUGAGCUCGGGAUGACCCCACGGACGGUUCAGAUCUGGUUCCAGAACAAGCGCCAGGCCAGCCGCCAGCGC